Messenger RNA from Somion occarium, 1722 nucleotides. The record is from the annotation of a GenBank genome assembly. Lineage: Eukaryota; Fungi; Basidiomycota; Agaricomycetes; Polyporales; Cerrenaceae.
GAUCGGUGAAACUCUUUCCUCGAAAGGAAGGUAUGAAAGAUUGAGCGCGUGCGAAUGUUGGAUAUGAUUGAAGUCCAACUUGCAUCCAUAUGGCUUCUGAUCUCGCGUCGAUGUUAGAUAAAAUGUUAUCCUUCCUUCGCAGUGCCCGCCGUCUCGUACGAAAGCCGUUAUCUCCACGACUCUUCCCAGUGACUGGCUUUCAGGUCAUCGACAAAUCCCAUUUGAUCGAAGAGGAGACUUGGGACUGGUACAAACCUGAAGAGUUCUACAACGUCCGUAUAGGCGAGGUCUUCAACACAAAGUAUCAAGUCGUCGGAAAACUGGGAUAUGGUGCGUAUGGGACAGUCUGGCUAUGCCGGGACCUGGUGGAGCACCAGCACGUCACGCUCAAAAUUGGCACGUGCGAGGCGCUCGAAAGCGAGCUCGCAGUGUUGAGGCAUUUGAAAGCGAUCAGGACGAACCAUUCUGGCUCGUUGCUUGUUCGGCAGAUGCUGGACGAAUUUCAAGUCACUUCUGAGCAAGGAAAGUUUCAGUGCAUCGUCCACCCACCAUUGGCUAUUACCCUUGGCUCGUUCAGGCGGAUGAUACCGACAAAGUCCCUACCUGUUGACCUCCUAAGGGCGGUCCUUCAGCAUCUUUUGUCUUCACUUGAUUUUCUUCACACUGAGGCCAGAGUGGUACAUACGGAUAUCCAGGAGAAGAAUAUCUUGUUGGGCAUGAACGAUAGCACGGCCGAAUCGGACUUGGAAAGGUUCGAACAGGAGGAACUCGUGUCUCCAUGCCCACGCAAAAUCGACGGGGACCGCGUAAUCUACUUAUCCAGGCCACUGGUGCCUCGUAUUUAUCCAUAUGGCCGCCCCGUACUUUGCGACUUUGGCGAGGCUCGAUUCGGCGACUACAACAACAUGAUUGACAUUCAACCCUAUCAGUAUCGAGCCCCAGAGGUGAUCUUAGAUAUGGCUUGGGACGAGAAGGUCGAUAUCUGGAACGUCGGCGUCAUGAUAUGGGAUUUGUUCGAGAACGGCAACCUUUUCCGUACCACUGGAGGGCCAGAGGAGAAGCAGGAUAAUAUCUACCAUCUUGCACAUAUGGUCGCCCUACUUGGUCUUCCUCCCAAGGACUUCCUCGCGCGAAGCAAAACGGAUCGGCCGUGGCGCUGGUUUGAUGAGGACGGAAACUGGAAAGGAGAAGCGGAGGUUCCGAACACGACGUUGGAGGACGCCGAACGGCAACUUGAAGGAGAGGAGAAGGCGCUUUUCCUGGCCUUUAUGAGGAAGAUGCUGAAGUGGAGACCCGAGGAGAGAAUUAAUGCCAAGGAGCUGCUGGACGAUCCAUGGUUGAAGUCUGCCUGAUGAUGAUAAUGGACGGGUUUCUAUUUCUGCUUCUUGUUUUCUAUCCGAGUUCCGAGUUCCGAGUUCUCUUGCGCUUUGUUGUCUUCAUUGCUGUGAUGUCAACUCUUUUGUCUUUUGUGUCUGCUGUACCUAGUCUUUCUCACACUUGCUAUGCUUGUACCCUCAUGUUAAUGUUCGCGACGGAAUACCACACCACUCAUGCUUUCCGAGAUUUAGGUGCAAUUCCGGGACCUCCAUGAAUAGUGUGAUUUUUCCGCCUACUGUUUUAUAACGCCACAUUCAACGCCAGGCAGAGUCCUUGUUUAGCGGCGGAGACUAACACCGUACUGGGUACAUUAACAUCUGCGUUACAAACUAUAUCCUCGACCGA